AGAAUGCUUCCUGUAAUCUGACAUGAAGCUGAGGGUGAAGUGAAACAUGUACAUUCAGUCCUAAAGCUGACAGUUGUUGAUACAUAUUUGCAAUCCGUGUAUUAUUUAGGCUUUAAUUACAUGUUAUAGCAGCAUAAUCUGAAUGUGUGAGACAGAAACAGGCAGAAAUAAAGGCUGUUUUUGCUGAUUGGAUGCACAAGCUUCCCUUGUUUGUUAGCAAGCUCUGACCUGAAAUGAAACAGGAGCACCAGGAUCUCAUCCUGCAGGUGUGUGGAGCGUCAUCCCUGCGUGUCGGUGCCAACAUCCAGACACUGUGGAGCGGUUAUGGGGAGAUCGUCCGGCUGCACCUAGAGGGCUGCGAGCGGCCCUCUGUGGUCGUCAAACACGUCAAGUUUCCAGAGGAGGCCGAGCACCCUGGAGGCUGGAACACAGACCGCUCCCAUGCACGUAAAGUCAGAUCCUACCAGUUGGAGACACACUGGUACCAGAAUUACUCCACCAAUCAGAGCUGUCGCAUCCCUGCCUGUCUGGCUGCCUGUUCCCAUGGAGACGAGAUGCUGAUCGUGCUGGAGGAUCUGGAUGUGGCUGGUUAUGAUCAGAGAAGGACCAGUGUGAAGGACAGAGAAAUAAAGACUUGCCUCAGCUGGCUUGCCCACUUCCAUGCUCUCUUCCUGGGUGUGGCACCAGACGGCCUGUGGCCUAUCGGCACCUACUGGCACCUGGAGACCCGACCAGACGAGCUGGAGGCCAUGGACGAUGCCCAGCUCAAAGCAGCAGCCGGCGACAUUGACAGGAUACUCAACAAAUGUCGCUUCAAGACCAUCGUUCACGGAGAUGCCAAGUUAGCCAACUUCUGUUUCUCUCAGAGCGGACGGGAUGUGGCAGCCGUUGACUUCCAGUAUGUCGGUGGGGGCUGCGGGAUGAAAGAUGUUGUGUAUUUUUUAGGAAGCUGCAUGGACGAGAGGCAGUGUGCAAAGAAGGUUCCAGGACUGCUGGACUACUAUUUCACAGAAUUAAAGCAAUCUGUGAAUAAAGAUGUGGACUUUGUUGCCCUGGAGAAAGAGUGGAGGGAGAUGUUUGCAUUUGCAUGGACAGAUUUUCAUCGAUUUCUGCUGGGAUGGAUGCCUGGACACUGGAAGAUCAACCGGUACAGUAAACAAUUGACCAAGGAGGUUCUUCACAAACUGAAACUGCACCCAGAACCAACAACGUUUUAACAAUAGACAACCAAAGAACUGAGUGUGUGGCUGAAAGGAGACCACUUUGAACCUGAAAAUCUGUGAAUGUUAAAAUGAAUCACACACAAACACCUGUGUACAGUGAAGCAUGCUUAUCAAAACAAUCCUGGAUAAAUAAAAGCUUGUGAAAAGACUCAGGCUUUUCUUACCAAUACUGCAGCUCUUGAAAAUGAAAGUGACAAUGCUGAGAACAGAAAGGUGAAUGGAGUGAAAACCCCUAAAUUAAUUUCAACUACCCAUUAAAUCCUGGAAGAUUUAUAUCAGUCUUUUCAUUCCUGUUUGUAGUUUUGGGUCUUGGACCAUGGUUGGGCAAAACACACUGUUUUAAGGACUCUGGGAAACUGUGAUGGACAUUUUUCACAAUUGUUUGACAUGUUAUUGACGAAACAUUAAGUAAUCAAAAAUAAAUCCGAAGAAGGAUCGUCAGUGGCAUUUAUGGUUAGCUGCAGUCCUAUAUUGCUUUGUUGUAAAGUACUUUUACUUUUAUAUGCCUUCGCACUGGCGUGUCCGGAGGCAUUAUGUUUUCAAGUUGUCCAUCCGUCCCAUUCUUGUGAACGCAAUAUCUCAAGAACGCCUUAAGGGAAUUUCUUUAAAUUUGGCACAAAUGUCCACUUGGACUCAAGGAUGAACUGAUUAGAUAUUGGUAGUCAUAGGCUAAAUGUCAAGGUCAAUGUGGCCUCAUCUGUCUCAUUCAUCUGAACACAAUAUCAAGAACACCUUGAGGGAAUCUUUUCGAAUGUGGCACAAACAUCCAUCUGGGUGGGUCAAAGGGGUAAAAGGUCAACUUCACUGUGACAUCAUCUGCAAAAACACUUCUCUGGCCAUGAUACCACAUCAUAUCUCAGUAACAGGAGGAGAGACAUUUGGUUGGAUACUGAAUUAAAUUUUGGGCGCCCACCUUUAAACUGCACUGAUUGUUUAGAUCAUCUGUGCUGUCGGGGGAAAGAUGUGUGUGAAGCAUCCACGUUUUUACAGACAUGAAUGGGAACCGUAAGUGCAGCUUAACUGAAACACGGAGGCAAAAAACUGUGUGGCAGUAAUUCUAGUUUCUUUUGGUCUUGUCUUGCCUGUAACAGAAGUUAGUCCAGGUUUUCAUUAAAUUCUGUGUCCUGAUACAGAUUGUCAGCUGUAUCAGCUAGUAGAUUCUGAGAGCUGUUACAACAAAGAUGGCUCCCACAAGAUUGGGAUUGUGUAAUAAAUUUUGACAAUUAUAAAGAAAAUUUUGUGAUACUACAGAUACAGAAAGGGUCACAUUUUUUGAUGUAAUGUGAUCCUUGAGAAGGAUGAAAUUUUUGAUAACUGUAAGUAAUUAGUUAAUAUUAGUUCAUUAGUAAUUAAGACCCAGUAGCUUAGGUUUAAAAAUUUAGCUAACUUAAAGAGAGGGUAAAACACUGAUAACUGUAAAGAAAAGAAAAUGUGACCCAAGAGAAGGUCAAAGUUUUUGGUAAUGGUAAGUAUUUAGUAUUUGUUGAUUAGUAAUUAUGACCCGCUAGCUAAAAGAGAGGGUGAAAAUUUUUUAUAAUUCUAGAAAUAACUUGACUGGAUACAGAAAGGGUAAAACAUACUGGUAACUAUAAAGAAAAUAAUGUCACCCUACAGAUAGAGAAUGGGUAACAGAUAUUGAUAACUGCAUAAGAAAACUGUGGAUCCCUAAUUUUGAAAACUGUAUUUUUUUUAUAAUGUGAUGUUGUGGAUACA
Messenger RNA from Epinephelus fuscoguttatus (brown-marbled grouper), 2936 nucleotides. RefSeq names its product protein kinase-like domain containing (gene pkdc). The coding region runs from base 234 to 1217 and encodes 327 amino acids. The transcript has 3 exons. The record is from RefSeq and is a predicted model, not a curated record. NCBI's taxonomy places the organism in Eukaryota, Metazoa, Chordata, Actinopteri, Perciformes, Serranidae.